Dicentrarchus labrax (European seabass) is the source of this 2541-nucleotide messenger RNA. It is a transcript of the gene cnmd, whose product is annotated as chondromodulin. The transcript is spliced from 7 exons. Bases 1064 to 2104 code for a protein of 346 amino acids. Gene Ontology annotation, biological process: negative regulation of endothelial cell proliferation; negative regulation of angiogenesis. Lineage: Eukaryota; Metazoa; Chordata; Actinopteri; Moronidae. The record is from RefSeq and is a predicted model, not a curated record.
UGUCCUGAGGUAAUAUUCAGAAAGGACACAGAAUAACCUCAAUUAGCCAACUGAAUGGAUUUCAUUUGCCUUAAAGGCUUAUGAGCCACAAUAAAUAAAAUGUGGUCCUCCAACGAUCACAACUAAAUUGAUAGCAAGCAUAAGCCAAUGUCAUAUUCUUUUCAUGGCAUACAAUGUAGUUACUGUGCUGCCUCAAUUUGCAUGCAAAUAAUGCAUUGCUGAUCGAAUGCCCUUACAAUUACAUAUUUUUUCGAAGGUCAAAGAAUCCCCUCACCUUUUCUGAUUGCCUCCCAGCUUACCAAUUAUCCAAAAAAUGUGGUUCAAUCUGUUUCUAAGCAACAGCAGCACUGCACAUUUGAAUCUCUUUUCUUACUAUGUUUCUUCUUUUUAAGUUUCGAUAAGGACCAAGUAACCUUGACCACAAAAAUACCUUUCUUCCAUUGUCAAAUCAGAAAAUUCCUAAUUAAGCAAAGGUUAUGUCUUUGUGUGUGUGUGAUUGUGUGUGGAUUUUCAAUUCUGUCUUAGCAUAUUGCAAGAAUAUAAAGACCUACAAAAGAUUCUGCAUAUCAGUUUGACUACAGGGAAGGCAAUCUGUUCAUUCCCACCUGUAGCCAGCAAAGAACUGGAGGAAGUCAGCAGUAUUCAAACAUAUCAUAACUGACAUCCAACUAUAAAAAGAGGUGGGUGAUGAAAUUAAAGGGAAAAAAAUAUUCUCAUAAAUAAUAUAUACAUAUGUAUGUACUUCUAUAUUUUCCUCCUAACACUGACAGAAAGGACUGUUAAGAAUUUUUUAACCAAUCAUUACACCACUGCCUGUAACACCAGCUAAUCUCUGAUGAGAUCAGAACUGCUUCAAAAAGUUAGUUUUAGUUUGGUACCACAGGAUGGCCAUGUUGCUUUAGGCAACCUGGACCUACAGGUAACAGUCAGAUGAAGAAUUUAGCCCAGAGAAUUUAUAUCAACUGUACGUCAUUCACACUCAAACGUAAAAAAGCCUCCUGGUGGAUAACCUGAUUCUCCACAGAGAAGUAACAGUUUUAGUGUAGGAAUUAUAGAGGACAUCAUGAGAGAGACUAUGGAAAAAGUCCAAAAUACCACCCAUGGAUCGGGCUGUUUUGAACACUGCAUGCCUCCGGAACAAAGCACAUCCAGCCCGCCAACCUCUGCUGCAGUCAGUCGCCUACUGAGAUUUGGAGCUGUGGCUCUUAUUGUUGGUGCAGUGUUAAUGUUGUGUGCAUCCAUGGCUGCUCUCUACCUGUGGAAAGUCGGCGAUAAAAAUGUUUAUAAUGUUCGUUACAGUAUGAACAUCAAUGGAGAGGUGAGGGAGGGUUCCGUGGAAAUUGAUUCUGACAACAACCUGGAGCGGUUUAAAACUGGGAGUGGAGCUGAGGAAGCUGUGGAGAUUCAUGACUUUCAAAUUGGAAUAACUGGAAUCCGCUUCUUUGGAGGAGACAAGUGUUAUAUAAAAUCCCAAAUCAAAGGCAACCUUCCACACAUGGGAGCUCACAACAAAGAGUCGCUGAUGUUUGACCAGACAGAUGAAAUGAUGCCAGUGAGGUUUGAUGAGGAGUUCCUCAUUUGGGUUGCUGCAGAGCAGCCGCUGAAGGACACCAGCUUUCUGAGCAACAAAAUUCUGGGUCUUUGCCGGGAACUUCCCAUUUACUGGCUUCAACCCAUCUAUCCUAAAGAUGGGGAGAGGAGAAAGAGAGACACACAGCGAGCCAAACGGCAGUUUAACAUGGAGGAGUUUGAGGCAGCUGCUGAGGAGAGAGACGCAGUGAGUCACGCAGAGGAUGACACCUCCAGAGUCGUGGAGGAAGAGGAGGGGGCACAGUCUACUGCGGGGUCAGCAUACAAUCCUGAAAACCCCUAUCAUCGCAGCGGAGGGGCCGGAGAGGAAAGCGCCAUGACCUUUGACACCAUGUUAGACCACCAGGGGAUCUGCUGCUCAGAAUGCCAACGCAGCUACACUCACUGUCAGAGAAUAUGCGAGCCUCUGCGUGGCUACUGGCCCUGGCCUUACAACUACAGAGGAUGCCAGGUAGCUUGCAGAGUCAUUAUGCCAUGUCGCUGGUGGGUGGCACGCAUCUUAGGUGUUGUGUAAAAAAAACACGUUACACAUGUGAGAGAUCUUUUUUUUUCCAAAGACCUCACAAGGUCUCUAAACUCUAUUAUGCAUGCAGAUAUUUAUUUUCUGAGUUUAACUGUGGAUACCACAAAGCUAUGUCUGUUAGCUUGAAACUCAGAUCAUGAUGUAUGAUUGUCUGUACUAUAAUUCCUAUAUUUUAUAUUUAGACUUAUGCUUUCUCUUUGUAGGCAUACACUAAUUAUUCACAUACAGUAACACUGGAAUACACAAAUGCCAUAUUCCUAUUUGCAGCAACAGACUCACAAAUGAGCCCAUUCAUUUUUGCAUCAUGUAAUAACAAGGCUUAAUGCACUGUACUGUGUUUAAUGGAAGGUAUGGGACUGUAUCCAGAAGCUCGGCAGAUCAUGUACCUUUUCUGACUGAGUAGGCUUCAAUAAAUUCUAAUUACAGUA